Corvus hawaiiensis (hawaiian crow) is the source of this 578-nucleotide messenger RNA. RefSeq names its product NADH:ubiquinone oxidoreductase subunit B6 (gene NDUFB6). The transcript is spliced from 4 exons. Gene Ontology annotation, biological process: mitochondrial electron transport, NADH to ubiquinone; mitochondrial ATP synthesis coupled electron transport. Bases 100 to 486 code for a protein of 128 amino acids. Lineage: Eukaryota; Metazoa; Chordata; Aves; Passeriformes; Corvidae. The record is from RefSeq and is a predicted model, not a curated record.
CGAACGGGACCGGACCGGACCGAGCGGGGCCGAACGGGACCGGACCGGACCGAGCGGGGCCGAACGGGACCGGACCGGACCGAGCGGGCCGGCGGCGCCAUGAGCGGCUCCGCGGAGGAUGAGAGGCUGCGGGUGCAGCAGCUCCGCGCCCUGCGGCGCCGCUGGCUGCGGGACCAGGAGCUGAGCCCGCGGGAGCCCGUCCUGCCGCCGCGGCAGCUCGGGACCGUGGGCGCUUUCUGGGAGCGCUUCCUGCAGCCGGGCGGGCUCUGGCGGCAGCAGGUGCACAAGGCCUACCAGACCGGCAACUUCGUCAUGCUGCGGGUGCUGCUCCCCGCCUGGGCCAUCACCUACUUCCUGAAGUACCAUCUCCAGAAAACACCGCACGGUGUGGUUGUGACAAAUGCACGGAUAUUCCCUGGGGACAGGAUUUUAGAGACUGGAGAGAUCAUGCCACCCCUGAAAGAAGAUCCCCACGGGCACCACUGAUGGCCAGGAGCCGAUUUCCUCCUUGGGUGAACACGGCGAGAGCUGCACCUGCCUUGUCUCUUCUAUAAAAGAGUUUAUUCUGUGUUGUCUCA